AUGAGAAGAAUCGGAGGAUCUAGAUAUAUACAACUUAUAGAUUUGAAUAUUUUGUUAACUAACGUUGUUAGUAGAUCACAUUAUAUAAUUGAUCAAUCGUUUAGUACAUCCUUCCAUCGAUUAUUAAAUCCUUCUAAAAUUCAGAAGGUUGACAAUUUAGAAUAUUGUCUAAAAAAUCUCAUCGCAAUUGACGGAACUCCGACUACACAUGAUUUAUUAAACAAUGAGAACCUUCUCAAACAUAGCAGAGAUAACACACAGUUAUUGGUAAACAAGCUCUUUUCAUUGAGCAGGACAUCUACUUCUGAUGGUGUGUUUGCCGAUCUUCCAUCUGAUGAAGCUAUCGUUAUGCCUCGGGUUUUCCCCCUUCCUAAACCUCGAGAAAAGACACGAUGGGAGAUGUUUGCAGAGUUAAAGGGAAUAAAGAAACGCAAGAGAUCCAGGAAGGUUUACGAUCCGACCGUUGGAGACUGGGUUCCCCGUUGGGGAUACAAGUCGAUAAAGAAAAAUAAAUUAAACAAACCUCCAAUCGUUGAAGUCAAGGAAGGUCAAGAUGAUAACUUGCUUGACAAAUUGUCAGCAAAGAGGUCGCUAAUGAAGUCGAAACAGAAAUUGAGAGAGUUGAGGAAUAAAAUGGAACAAGGAUCAGGAGAUAAAGCCAAAACACAAUUACACAAAACACUCCAGAGAGUCAGAGAAUCGACGAAGGGACUCGGAAAGAAGGGGAAGCUGAAGGGGAAGACUAAGUUGCAAAUAAAAAGGAAACCAGUUUCACAAUCGCUAUCAUCGGAGAAAGAUGCGUACCUGUCAAGCAUUAAGAAACUAAAUUUGUGA
Theileria orientalis strain Shintoku is the source of this 834-nucleotide messenger RNA. RefSeq names its product ribosome biogenesis regulatory protein. The record is from RefSeq and is a predicted model, not a curated record. Gene Ontology annotation, biological process: endonucleolytic cleavage in ITS1 to separate SSU-rRNA from 5.8S rRNA and LSU-rRNA from tricistronic rRNA transcript (SSU-rRNA, 5.8S rRNA, LSU-rRNA); ribosomal large subunit biogenesis; ribosome biogenesis. Gene Ontology annotation, cellular component: nucleus; preribosome, large subunit precursor; nucleolus. Gene Ontology annotation, molecular function: protein binding. The transcript has 8 exons. Bases 1 to 834 code for a protein of 277 amino acids. NCBI's taxonomy places the organism in Eukaryota, Apicomplexa, Aconoidasida, Piroplasmida, Theileriidae.